Molecule: messenger RNA, 969 nt
Organism: Rotaria sp. Silwood1
Lineage: Eukaryota; Metazoa; Rotifera; Eurotatoria; Philodinida; Philodinidae
Source: the annotation of a GenBank genome assembly
AUGAGCACUUCACGAGGAUUUCAUGCAGCAUCCAUAUUAACAAAUGGGAAAGUGUUGAUCAGUGGGGGAACUAAUGAUAAUUAUAAUUAUAUAAACAGUGCUGAGUUGUAUGAUCCAUCAAGUGGGACGUGGAUCGUUACUGGCAACUUGAACACUGCACGCAAAUCUCAUGCAGCAAGCGUAUUAGUAAAUGGGAAAGUGUUGAUCAGUGGGGGAAUUAAUGGUGAUUUUCUAAACAGUGCUGAGUUAUAUGAUUCAUUGAGUGGAACAUGGACUGUUACUGGUAACUUGAACAGUGGACGUACCUAUCAUACAUCAACCAUAUUAACAAAUGGAAAAGUUUUGGUCACUGGAGGAUAUUAUGGUGGUCCUAUAUACAGUGCUGAGUUGUAUGAUCCAUCGAGUGGAACAUGGACUGUUACUGGUAGCUUGAAUAUUGCACGUGCCUAUCAUACGUCAACCUUAGUAACAAACGGAAAAGUGUUGGUCACUGGAGGAUAUGGUAUCAGUGCUAGCUACCUGAAUACUGCCGAAUUGUAUGAUCCAUCAAGUGGAAUUUGGACCGCUACGGGUAACUUGAACAGUGGACGGUAUGCUCAUACAGCGUCCAUAUUAGCAGAUGGGAAAGUAUUGGUCACUGGUGGAUAUAGUUAUAAUUACCUAAACAGUGCCGAGUUGUACGAUCCAUCGAGUGGAACAUGGGCUGUUACUGGCAGCUUGAACAUUGCACGUGCCUACCAUACAUCAACCGUAUUAACAAAUGGAAAGGUGUUGGUCAUUGGAGGAUAUAAUGCUUAUGUUCUAAAUAGUGCCGAGUUAUAUGAUCCGUUGACUGGAACGUGGACCAAUAGUAGCAACAUGAACACUGAGAGAUACCUUCAUACAGCAUCCAUAAUAGCAAAUGGAACAGUGUUGGUCAGUGGUGGACGAUAUAAUACUUAUCUAAAUAGUGCCGAGUUAUAUAAAUGA